AUGUUGAAGAUCUCCAUUCUCUUUUCCAUAAUCUUUGCUUUUGGUUUCCUUAGAAAUGUUGUUUCACACAACAAUUCUCUUCCAUAUGAAGCGAUUUUCAACUUUGGUGACUCUAUAAGUGACACCGGAAAUGCUGCUUUUCAUGAACCAUUUCCAUCUGAUUCUCCUUAUGGUUUAACAUACUUUAAACAUCCUGCUGGACGUUUGUCAGAUGGACGAUUAAUCAUAGACUUCAUAGCUGAGGCAUAUGGGCUACCAAUGUUGCCAGCCUAUUUGAAUCUCACAAAAGGACAAGACAUUAAAAGAGGAGUAAAUUUUGCAUAUUCUGGUUCAACUGCACUUGAUAAAAGUUUUUUCGAUAAGAGAGGACUCGACGUAAAGGCGGCUGCUUAUUCAUUGAGCUUUCCUUCCGGUAAAAUCGACACCUUUAGAGUAUGUUGUGGAGUAGGUGAAGGAUACCGUCUCCCAGCAUAUAGACUAAUAGCAAAGGGAUUAAUUGAGGGUGCUUUUGCUCAUCCUCCACUCAAACCCCCUGUUUCAAAGAUACCUGAUAAUUGA
Sphenostylis stenocarpa is the source of this 558-nucleotide messenger RNA. NCBI's taxonomy places the organism in Eukaryota, Viridiplantae, Streptophyta, Magnoliopsida, Fabales, Fabaceae. The record is from the annotation of a GenBank genome assembly.